UUUUCUAAUUCGCCAUUGACAAACCAAACCUCACGACAAAGAGACUCUUUUUCGUCAUAUGAUCUAUCUCCAUCUCUCUCUUUCCUUGAAGCUUUUCCCAUGGCUUCCUUCUUCUUCACCCUCUUUUCUCUCUUCUUCCUCUGCAUCCAUGUCUCUUCCGCCGCCGACACAAUCUCCGCUAACUUUACUCUCUCCGGCGACCAGACACUCGUCUCCUCCAACGACACUUUCAAGAUGGGUUUCUUCAGACCAGGUACUUCUCCAAACUUCUACAUAGGUAUGUGGUACCAGCAGCUCUCUGAACAAACAGUCGUCUGGGUUGCUAAUCGAGACAAACCAGUCUCCGACAAGAACACAUCAGUUCUCAAAAUCUCCGGCGGAAACUUAGUCCUUCUCGACGGUGAAAACCAGACCCCGGUUUGGUCAACCGGUCUAAAUUCCACAACCGGAACCUCUUCCUCUUCUCUCAAAGCGGUUUUGCUCGAUGACGGCAAUCUCGUUCUCAGAGACGACGAAUCGGGAUCUCUUCUAUGGCAAAGCUUCGAUCAUCCUGGUAACACGUGGCUUCCCGGAGUCAAAAUCCGGUUCGACAAACGAACCAAGAAGAGUCAACGGCUCACGUCGUGGAAGAAUGUUGACGACCCGUCACCAGGUUUGUUCUCUCUCGAGCUAGACGAGUCCACGGCUUACAAAAUCCUCUGGAACGGGUCGACUCAGUACUGGUCAAGUGGUCCUUGGAACCAACAGAGCAGGAUCUUCGAUUCGGUCCCAGAGAUGAGACUCAACUACAUCUACAACUUCAGCUUCUUCUCCAACGCGACAGAGUCGUACUUCACUUACUCGAUCUACAACCACGCGAACGUCUCAAGAUUCGCCAUGGACGUAUCGGGACAGAUCAAGCAGUUCACUUGGUUAGAGGCCAACAAGCAAUGGAACUUGUUCUGGUCUCAGCCUCGGCAGCAGUGCCAAGUCUACGCUUAUUGUGGCUCCUUUGGGAUCUGCAGUGACAAGUCUGAACCUUUUUGCCAAUGUCCUCAAGGGUUUAGGCCCGAGUCGCAGAAAGAUUGGGACUUGAAGGAUUACUCAGCAGGCUGCGUCAGAAAGACUGAGCUACAAUGCCCUAGUGGAGACAUUAACCAGUUUCUCCCUAUGUCAAACGUGAAAUUGCCUGACAAUAAUUCAGAGGCAUUGGGGUCAACGAGUCUCGGUUCUUGCAGAUCAGCUUGUUUAAAGAAUUGUUCUUGUAAGGCUUAUGCACAUGUUCAAAGCACGAAUCGAUGCUUGAUGUGGAGUAAAGAUGUAUUGAAUCUUCAACAACUUGAAGACGGUAACAGUGAAGGGAAUACGUUUUACCUUAGACUCUCUGCUUCCGACAUGCCAAGUGUUUCUUCCGAAACAAAGCCAUACUUCUUCAUCUUCUUCUUCCAAGACAACGAC
Molecule: messenger RNA, 1437 nt
Organism: Thlaspi arvense
Lineage: Eukaryota; Viridiplantae; Streptophyta; Magnoliopsida; Brassicales; Brassicaceae
Source: the annotation of a GenBank genome assembly